UCCUUAGCAACAUAUAACCUGGUAUAAUGGAGGCAACGUGAAUUCUCCGACCGCAAUUAUAUGGUAGACAUCAUCAACACUUGAAGACUUUUAACGACUCAUUAUACACUGGCGAUUCGCAAUGUCGUCGGUAAAUUUGCCGCCAAUUAAGAACCAUGUUAAGUUCACAAAAUCCACCAAAUCAAUCUCAGCUCUUGAUACUGAGAACGUUAGUAAAAGUAGAAGGAAAUCAGGAGUAAAGAAAAGCAAAGAAUUCGAUCCAGAUAAAAUUGCAGCAGAAGUUCGAUAUGCGCAACUGCAGUCAAUAUUUGGUGAUGCAGAAGACGGUUUAAACAUAAAAGAGUUUAAAAGAGCAAUGAGAGAGACUCUCGGUAACAAAAUGACAGAUGAUGAAAUUGAGCUACUCUUUAUGAAGGUUGAUGCUAACUGUGACGGAGUGGUCGAUUGGGAGGAAUAUGUAACAUAUAAUUUGUUAGAAUAUCAAGGGAAGUCACUGAUGAAAGAGAUGAUGAAAGAAAUACCUUUUCCGCACGAACCAAAAGAAAUUCCGAGUCGUCAUCGAGAGGUUAUUGUUUCGAUUUUAUUCUACCCAAACGUGCGGAGACGAGACGGUCGUUGUUUCAUAGACCAUACAAAUGGUAGGUAUGUUACAAUCAGCAAGGAGGGAAUUUUGUCAAUUUGGAACGUGCAUAUGAAAUUUAUCACAAGCUAUAAUACUAUAUCGGAGAUUGGAGACAGAGCAACACAGCCAUGGUUGAUCGACUUGGCGUGCAUUUACAAUGUAGGAAUGGUAGCAAUUUCGUCAACAGAUCGUGACAUUACUGUUUUUGAUUUACAGGGAAACAAUUUUAGGAAGAAGUAUCAUCUCAUAGGACUAGAUGACUGCAUAACAUGUAUGCAUUACUGGGUAGACUUAAAUGAUAUGAAUGAAGCAAAACUCCUUUGGGGAGACACAUCCGGAAGCGUGUGUGUAAUUGUAUUCAAGCAAUGCCUUCGCGGAGGCCUGUUUGGUUCAUUUGGUGUGAAAAAGGGUGGAUUUAAAAGAAUUAGCUUGCCUGAAGUUAUAAGGGGUUUCUACAAAGGUGCGAGAGGAUAUAGAUUUAACCGAGUACAUAGUGAUUGGGUGUUACGUUUAAGGUAUAUUCCAGAAUUAACCGCCUUCAUAUCUUGCAGUCAAACUUCUGAGAACUCACUUUGCGUGUACGAAAUCGGAAAGAAAAAGACGAACUCAAUGAUUAAGAUCAAUAAGGGAAUCCUUUGUUUUGAUUACUGUCCAGGAAAUAACAUCAUUGUUACUGGUGGUAUGGAUUAUUGUAUUCGAGCAUGGAAUCCAAAAAUUAAUGCAAAGUCUAUGUAUGUGUUGAAAGGAUACACUAAACCUAUUAAUCAAGUUGUAAUUAACUCCCGAAAGAGCCAAAUCAUUGGUAUAGACAAAAGACGUACUAUACGAGUAUACGACAUGAAAGACCAAUCAUGUCUUCAGCAUGUUAGUGGCAGAGUGGUCAAACUUGGGAAAGUUCCAUUGUCAGCGGUUUACUUUAACCCAGUGUUGCAGACAUUAAUCAUAGCUACAAAUCAUCUUGCCGUGCUUCAGAAAUCUAAUGAAGAGGAAAGGGCUGCAGAUAUCGAGUCUCAUACCAAACCAGUUGUUUGUGUUCUAUACAAUGAGCUCUUCAAAUUCGUAGUUAGUGCUUGUCAGGAUUCUGUGAUCAGUGUUUGGGACCUGUAUACUGGAGAAAAAGUUAUACAUGCUGCCAAUGCACAUGUCCGUGAGGAGAAGGGCAUCAUAGUACCAGUAGAAAUAACAUCAAUGGCAUUUGAUGGUCCACUGCGACGUGUUAUCACUGGGGCCAUGGACGGUAGUAUCAAAGUGUGGAAUUUUAAUAACGGAAGUUGCUUGCAGACAUUCAACACUCCAGAUGGAGUAGAAAUAACAGGCAUAGUUAGUAUCAAUCAUCGAAUAUUUGCCACUGGAUGGUCAAGGAAGAUGCAUAUUUUCAUUGAUGGUAGAGGCGAGGAGCAUCGAAAGGACUGGAGGCAGAAACACAACGAAGAUAUCCUGUGCAUGUCUUAUUUAAGUCCCAACAUCAUCGCAACUGGUGCUUACGAUGGAGAUGUUGUUGUGUGGUCACGAGACACUGGACACGUUUACUGUACCUUAAAUGCAGGAAAGAGUAUAAAACCGAUUGGAGAUACAAAAAACAAGAACAAGGAUGGCAGACCAGACACAAGCCAAAGUGGAAACUCGGAAGCUAAAUCAAGUGAAUUAGGGUUUUCAUUUAACAUAUUUGAGAAUCUUGCUUCAGAAGAAAUGCUGAAAAAGAGAGUAAGAAAAGCGAGUUUUCUACAUAAAAACAUAGACAUUUUAAAUAGAGUUAAAGGAAACGUCUUAAUGAAAGAAAACAAAUGGUCGCAGAAAAUCGGUCGCUUAGAUGACACACCAGUAGAACAUCCGUUACUCCCAUUGUAUAGGAACCAAGAGGAUUCACCAGUAGAUGGAACAAAUCAGAAACCUCCGAGUCGAACCGCGAGUAGACGAGAAGAUUAUGACGAACUUUGUAAAAUGUAUGAGUCGUCUAUUGAAUGUAUCUUAUUUUUAGAAUCGCGUGAUAGAGAAAGCGAGGAAACUGCCAUCUUAAUUACGAGUGGAGCAGAAGGAUGGAUUCGUGCGUGGUCAAUUUAUCACCAAGGAGGCCUUUUAGGUCAAUUCAAUGCUGCACACAAAGUAGGAGAAGGUGUACAUACAAUGUGUACUGACGAAAAAAAUAAACUGCUAUUCACAGCAGAUAGCUGUGGAUAUGUUAAAAUGUGGGAUUUGUCAGAAUAUUGCACAAAGAAAGCGCUUACCAAAGCACGUAGGGCCAAGCGAUGGAAGUAUCUUAAUGAUACGUUCACAUUUGUUAACUUUUCAUAUUGUUAUGAGCAGCCACCUGAAAUUCUUAUCUCAUCAAACAAAAUGCCAUCCAACAUCAACAACAGACCACCACCAGCAUCUUCAUUGCCAAAGAUAACACUAAAAUGGCCCUUACUAGUAAACUCGUAUCGGGCACACACAAAAAUUAUUAACAAAAUGGAAUAUGUUGAAGGAGAAAAACUUCUAAUUACUGCAAGCAGCGAUUGUGCCAUUCGACUUUGGACUCUAAACGGACUUUAUAUAGGCACAUUUGGUGAAACCUGGGAAUCUAUUCCAAAGUUAUUAAAACAGAUGUCUACAACAAACGUCCGUAUUCCAUCUGAUUUGCGUCGAUCAGGUUCGGCAAGUACUUUAAAGGUAUUAAACGGGGGACGUUCAGGACUAUGGCAGCAAGCACUCGACGGAGCAAAGAAAAUUAUUCGCGAUAAAGCAGAAGAAGUGGAGUUCGAAAAAAAACUACAAGAAGAAAAAGCAGAAACGAAAUCACCAUGUGAUGACGGUGAUGGCCCGGAAACUGCAAGGUCCAUCCCAUCUAGUCGUCCAAAACCCAAACAAACCGGCGGUGUUUUCAGUGACAUUCUAGGGAAAUCAUACAAAAAGACAAUGAGACACAAGAUGCCUCCUAAAAUGGAUAAGUUUGUGGAAAUCAAUUCAUCGAUUGCUGUGUAUCGUUGCCUGCCAUUCUCAGAACUCAACGUGGACAAUGAUCCAGAACAAAUGAAACGAAUAGAUGAAUUAAGAACGCUUUAUUUCGGUGGAUCUCUGCUGUCUAAAAUGAAAGGAAAUUUAUAUGCCCGGAAUCGAGAGAAAGGACCUGCAUUUGCUGGGUUAUACAACAAAAUUACACAGAGGCAACCUUUACCAAAAGGUAUAAAUCAAGCUGGAAGAAUCAAACGAGCCCAGAAUAAAGUAAAAAAGACACCAGCAUCUGUCUUAGACGCACUCACUAUUAAAGAAUUCAAACAUGAAACUGAUACCAUAGACAAAAUACUCAAGAACUGAACAUUGUUAAAUGAUAUGUUAUCAUGCAGGUGUAUUAUACAGUAUGAUACUGCCAUAAAUUAGAAACAUAAAUUGGAAAAUAUAUUGUAUAAUUGGACGAUGGUGGUAAAUUAAAAGUUGUAAUAUGCUUAAAAUAUGUAACAAAUGAAAAUAAAUGU
Mytilus trossulus (common blue mussel) is the source of this 4074-nucleotide messenger RNA. RefSeq names its product WD repeat-containing protein on Y chromosome-like. Bases 122 to 3916 code for a protein of 1264 amino acids. Gene Ontology annotation, molecular function: protein binding; calcium ion binding. The transcript has 2 exons. NCBI's taxonomy places the organism in Eukaryota, Metazoa, Mollusca, Bivalvia, Mytilida, Mytilidae. The record is from RefSeq and is a predicted model, not a curated record.